CUAGAGUAAUAAUUAUUCGAGCGCUGCCAAAUCAGUGAACAAAGGUGGAACAGACGCCAUUUUAUCGUAUCGAACUAUCGACAAGCCGCGAAAUCCGAUUAGCCCCACGCCCCACUUUAUUUCAAUUAACUGAUAAAUUAAGCUAAUCAUAUUGUUCCGCCAUGCUCUUACUGGACAUUUUGGAGAAAAAGACAGACGAUGGUGUCUACAUAAUAGCUGAAAUUGGCCAAAACCAUCAGGGGCGCCUGGAGGUGGCCAAAAAGAUGAUACUAAAGGCCAAGGAAGCAGGAUGCCAUUGUGUGAAAUUUCAAAAAUCAAAUUUACCAGCAAAGUUUACACGGUCCGCACUGGCACGCGACUAUGUGAGCGAAAAUGCUUGGGGCAAGACGUAUGGAGAGCACAAGGAAUAUCUGGAGUUCUCCAAAGAGCAGUACCAAGAGCUGCAGGCUUACAGCCAAGAAUUAAAUUUGGAUUUUACUGCCUCCGCAAUGGAUGAGCUCUCUUUGGACUUUCUGGCAGAUUUAAAGGUUCCAUUUAUUAAAAUUGGUUCCGGGGAUGCCAACAACUUUCCGCUGAUAAAAAAAGCCUCUGGCCUCGGGCUACCCUUGGUCAUCUCCACGGGAAUGCAGACACUCCAAACGGUUGACAAGAUUGUCAGCAUAAUGGAGGAUGCUGGUAAAUCGGACUAUGCACUCAUGCAUUGUGUUUCGGCGUAUCCCACACCACCCAAAGAUUGCAAUUUGCGGCUGAUUUCCAGGCUGAAGCAACGCUUUACCAAUGUAGUCAUUGGUUAUUCCGGACAUGAGCUUGGUGUGGCCAUAACCCAGGCAGCUGUGCUGCUGGGCGCCAGGAUAGUGGAACGACAUUUCACCCUGGACAAGAAUCAAAAAGGUUCAGACCAUCGUUGCUCACUUGAACCCCUUCAACUAAAGUCUUUAAUUGUGGCAAUUGAAAGUUUUAAACUCCAGAAACUGCCCCUGGAAGCACAUGAAAUAAUUGCAAUGUUGGGUAAUGGUCAGGAACUGGAAGAAGCACUCCGUUACACUGGAGAAAAAGAGAUUUUCCCCUGCGAGCUGCCAUGUCGAAAUAAGCUUGGAAAGUCUCUUGUAGCUGCUCGCAGCCUGCACAAAGGUCAAAUGCUUCAAUUGAAGGAUGUGGCCAUCAAAGUUAGUGAGCCAAACGGCCUGACUGCCGAGACAUAUUUCGAUAUAGUUGGCAAGCAAUUAACAUACAGUGUCUCUGAGGAUGAACCCAUAACCGGGAACAUGGUACAGUUUUAAGUCAAUACUUUAGCACUUAAUACAGCGCGUGCA
Molecule: messenger RNA, 1313 nt
Organism: Drosophila guanche
Lineage: Eukaryota; Metazoa; Arthropoda; Insecta; Diptera; Drosophilidae
Gene: NANS
Product: sialic acid synthase
Exons: 2
Coding region: 162-1280 (372 amino acids)
Biological process (GO): carbohydrate biosynthetic process
Molecular function (GO): N-acylneuraminate-9-phosphate synthase activity
Source: RefSeq, a predicted model, not a curated record